CUCGGUGCGAGACUCAGGCUGGGUGCACGGUGCCUGCUUUAUUGCGACUCAUGCAAGGACAUCGAGAACGCACGUUGAGUCGAUCAGCCACUGAGUCACGAAGUUUAAAUUUGUCCUGGCUAAUGAUCACUGCAUGCCUGUAUUAGAUAGUGUUGCUUAUUUCAUGUUUACCUGUGACUACAGGAGUUGUGUGAUGACGAGUUGCACUUAAGCACAAGAGUUAACGCAGGUUAUCUCUAAACCAUGAUAGAGCCGACAGCUCAUCUACUCAGUCCAGUCAUCACCAUGCAUGUAGUCACGGGUCACCACGCUUGUAAAAAACCGGUCCUUCCCGUGAUACAGCGCAACACCGUCACGCCACGGCUUAGCGAUAAAUACACGGCCAUAAUAUGGAGGUCGCCUGGAAGCACUCAGGCUGUUGGUGACACGACACCCAUGGCCAAACUUGUAAUUUGGAUUUUCUGUCGUUCAUUUCUAGGGUGGUCGUCGUGUAAGUUUCACCUAAAUACAGGGAUAAGUGGACGUCAAGAACUAGCCAGCUCACCUGGGUGAAACCACGUGCGGUCACACAGGUCCACUCAACUGACUACCGCGUGUUCUGCACUUCAAUUCUCAGACUCGCUCUACAUUAACACAGAAUGGUAGAAAAUCUGAGAGGAAAAGUAUUAACGGUUCUUGGACCCAUUGAUCCGGCGGAUUUGGGGUGCAUACUCAGCCAUGAGCACUUGCAUGCCGACUUUGGUUGUUUCUACUCCGAGCCAAUCACAGAGGAGGGGCGGGAAAUAUGCAGAUUACCAAUCACCAUGGAGAACCUGUACUGGUUGCGCAGUAAUCCUUACAGUUGGAAGGAAAACCUUUUUCUCAAGAACGAAGAUGAGGCUCUUAUCAAGGAGCUCCUUUACCUGAAGAAGAAUGGCUGCCAGUCCCUGGUAGAGUUGACAACGCUUGGGCUCGACCGUAAUGUCGGUAAACUGGUCGAGUUCUCCACCGCUACCGGGGUGAAUGUCAUUGCUGGGACAGGCUACUACACGUCAAGCACACACCCGCCAGAAAUGGACAGGAUGUCACAGGAAGACGUUGAAAAGGUCAUGACCACUGACAUAAUGCAAGGGGCUGACGGUAGCACAGGUCGGUGUGGAGUCAUCGGCGAGAUAGGGUGUUCCUGGCCCUUGAGAGACAACGAGCGGAAGAUUCUUCGCGCCACGGCCAGCGUGCAGUCGAAACUAGGCUGUCCGGUGUCCAUCCACCCAGGCCUGGAUCCCAGAUCACCCGAGGAGGCAGUGCGAGUACUCCAGGAGACCGGGGCGCAGGUCGACAAGAUUGUCAUGGACCAUCUUGACAGGUGCUUCUUCACCAAAGAGUCUCUACUGGAAUUUACCGAGCUCGGCACGCUUCUGGAGUUCGAUUUCUUCGGCACGGAGGUAGCGCACUGCCAGUUCUACCCCGAGAUCGAUUUUAUGAACGACGGGCAGAGGAUCCAGAUGAUCAAAAGCCUGGUGGAGGAAGGGAUGGAGGACAGGGUGGUCAUAUCCCAUGACUUCCACGCCAAACAUCAGAUGAUGAAGUACGGCGGGCACGGUCUGUCACAUAUCAAUCUCCAUGUCCUGCCAAAGAUGCGAGUAAGAGGACUGUCGCAGUCUGUCAUCGAUAAGUUUGUAACGACCAACCCACAGAGGUGGCUAGCGUUCAAGUAGAGUGAUCAUUACCCGAAUGAGGUUGUGUCGCAGGUACCUCCCCUCCCUGGAGCCUGCCUAUAUUACCAGAUUUAACAUCAACUCGUGGUUUUUGAAAAUCGGCGUCAUGAUUGCUGAAUUGUAAGGAUCGUUCACAUGAAACAAGUAGGCCUAUCCGUACAACUUCUUGUGGUAUCAAGUUAAUUUUAACCUUAAAUAUUCAAACGGGGGGAUUUGACCCAACAAUAUAAUCCCCGUGGAAAGUUUGCUAAGCCGCUGUAAACAUUAUCUUUUUCAUAACUUUGUUUUUCUUUGAAGUUCUGCACAACUUUAGAUCAGUCAAACAAAAAUUGGACAGCGUUUUCAUGUUACGUGGCAAUUAAGGACCAAAGGUCACCCGAAAGCCAGAAACAACCAGAAAUACAAAGCAACAUGCAACUUGUCUCCUGAAGAACGCUGCAGCGAGAUUGUGUAACAAAUUUUGAUAUACAUUGUACAUGCAUUCCGACAACUAUAAGGUUUGCCUUUGGCAUGGUCAUGUACAUAUAUAUACGUUCAGUUGAAUGUUCUCCUGUUACAUUAUUUACUGUAUUACUUAUAUUAAUGUUCAAUCUUUGAAAUCUGAAUUAAAAAGGUGGGAAGGUAUGUAAUCCGAUUUGGCGUGCUGUGGUGAUUCAAAUACUA
Molecule: messenger RNA, 2357 nt
Organism: Acanthaster planci (crown-of-thorns starfish)
Lineage: Eukaryota; Metazoa; Echinodermata; Asteroidea; Valvatida; Acanthasteridae
Product: N-acetyltaurine hydrolase-like
Biological process (GO): catabolic process
Molecular function (GO): zinc ion binding
Source: RefSeq, a predicted model, not a curated record